UGCUAGUCACGUGACCCUUCUGUUUACCAAAAUGGUGAACGUCUAUGUUUUACAAAUAAUUUUCAGUUCUUCACGAGACCCAUUUAUUCAACAAUAAUAGUCCCAUGAAACGAAACCGGGGUUCUGGUGAUCGUACCAUUAGUGAUCAAAUGUCAUAAACGAACACUUGUAGCUAGUAUUAUCAGGCUUGUGUUGCGGUUGCUUGUCACAAACGAUUGUAGCGAAAGUUUGAAAGUAGCCGUAUGAAAGUGUCUGCAGCGUACAAAGUUUCCUUACUUGUGAUUGUUACUCGUGUGGUUGAAUUCUUUUAAUUAAUCGAAAGCAUUUCAAAUAUACAUUCCUAGGAUUCAAUGACUGCCAUGUUAAUUACACAAUUGUUUAGAAUUCAUUGACCUAUUGGAACAGUACUAUUUUUUUAUGAUCUCUGUAUGGAGAUAAGCAUUCAUUAUUUCAUGGGGUGACCGAGGUUCCACAAGGCCUAAUUUCAUUACAGACAAUGCUGAAUGCACAGUGUUGCAGGUAUAAUUUUGAUUGCAGAUGAUCUCUGAUGUAGGCUAGUGCAGAUAAAAAGCACUUUCAAAUAGGACAUCUAAAUGUCAAAAGGUGUCCUAUCAUAGCGUUUCAUGCUUUGGCCAGGCAUUUUUAAAAAUGGCCACGUAUCAAGUUGACUAUCAGUGGGCUUAUACCAUAAUGGAUUCAUCUAGGAUAUCCACUUUCCUAAUAUCAAUUUUAUUGAUAGUCUAUGGCAGUUUCCGAUCUCUAAAUAUGGAACAGGAAGCUAGAGAAAGAGAGAAAGAAAAGGAACGUAGUAAUUUAUUGACUGGGAUUUUGAGUAAUAGUAGCACGGCAAAUGCAGAUGGUGCUAAUGGAAGAGUUCAAACCUUAAACACAAUGCAUGCUCUUUGUCUACCUCUUGGUGCUUCCAUUUCUCUACUUGUCAUGUUUUUCUUCUUUGACAGUAUGCAGAUGCUUGUAGCAAUUUGUACAGCCAUUGUAGCUACAGUUGCACUGGCAUUUCUUCUGUUGCCCAUGUGUCAAUACAUCAUUAGACCAUGCUCAGAUGGUAAUAAAAUAUCCUUCGGUGUUUGCGGAAGGUUUACAGGGGCAGAAUUACUUUCAUUUUCACUGAGUGUGAGCAUAGUAUGCAUCUGGGUACUAACUGGACAUUGGCUACUCAUGGAUGCAAUGGGCAUGGGACUUUGCGUGGCAUUCAUUGCAUUCAUUAGAUUACCUAGUCUAAAGGUAUCCACUAUAUUGUUAACUGGAUUACUGAUUUAUGAUGUCUUCUGGGUUUUCUUUUCAUCUUAUAUAUUCAGCACAAAUGUAAUGGUUAAGGUAGCAACUAGACCAGCGGAUAAUCCAGUAAAUCUUGUGGCUAGAAGGUUGCACUUAGGUGGUGUAGCAAGAGAAGCACCAAAACUUCCUUUACCUGGAAAAUUAGUUUUUCCAUCAAUGCAUCAAGCAGGACAUUUUUCAAUGUUAGGUCUUGGCGAUGUUGUCAUGCCAGGUCUUUUGCUUUGCUUCGUCUUACGAUAUGACGCAUACAAAAAGACUCAAUUGUUGCCCGGUGGUUGUGAAACAGGGAUUCCACCUCCGCGUCACAUCAAUCGCAUUAGUUAUUUUCACUGUUCUUUAAUUGGUUACUUUCUUGGUUUACUUACUGCUACUGUAAGCUCUGAGGUGUUCAAAGCUGCGCAACCUGCCUUAUUGUACCUUGUGCCCUUCACUCUAUUGCCAUUACUUACAAUGGCAUAUUUGAAGGGAGAUCUACGUCGAAUGUGGAGUGAACCAUUCAUAUCUCAACAACCUCCUAAACACAUGGAAGUUUGACAACAGUCAUGGAUUUAUGUAUAUUACACAUCAUGGGAGGAAAAUCAUUCGUAUGAAUCCUCUUGUCACUUAUCAUCACGUCCUUAUUUUUAUCAAUGUCAUCUAAUGUAAGUAAUUUUUUUUUACACGUGAAACAUCUUUUAAUGGCCACUGUGCAAAUUACAAUUUCAUACAUCAAAAGCGUUGCGAGUGAUUCCCAACGUAACUAAAGAAAUACCGUGCUACGACAUUGAUUUAAUAUAAUAUUAAAUAUGUAAACUGGGGAUUUUUUUAAAUCGAAGGGAAGAAAGUUCUCUAAAUGUUGAGAAUACUGACUAUUUCGAAUACGUUGUCGGUAUUCUUUUUGUGUCUUAAAUUCGAUGUUGAGUAAUUGAAUGGGCUAUAUAUAGUAGAUAAAAUAAAUAAUACUGAUUAUUAUCUCACAAUCUAUUAAGUAUAUCAAAACGCGUGUUAAGAUUCACUUUAAAAAAGCAAAAAAAAAAAGAAACAGACAUGCGUUUGUUUUACUUCUACAGCGAGUUUAUCAUACAAAUUUUGUAUGCUUCGAAAUACACAUUUUUCAUUCUUUUUUUACACCAAACUAAUAACGUGUUUAUAUAUUAAAUAGUUUUGCUCUAACUCCGUUAUAAAUGUGUGUGAUAUUCUAUGCAGAAAAGAUUUUUUAAUUUAUUAUCCAAUCGAUAUCAGAAUAACUGUAUGUAACAUGUAGUUAUGGAUAGAAUAAUUUAAUAAUUGUUCAAGGAUUUCCACAAAGAUCUAGUGAACGUAUGUGUGUAGGUUGUGACUUUGUUUUAACUUGGGACUAGUAUAAAAAAAAAGUGUUCUUUAUGCAAAAUUGUAUAUAAAUUUUUCGUUUUUAUAAACUUAAGAGUUAAAGAAGAAAAAAAAGAAUUGACAAUUUGUUAUUAGGAUUAACAGCAAGCAUUUCCAACUUGCCAAACGUCUUGCUAGCUUUGUAUAGCACGACGAAAAUUGGAAAGAUUUUCUAAGUAAAGAUGAAAGUGGAAGUUGUAAAACUUUAUUGUGAAAAGUAAAUUGCAGAUUUAAGUCUUGAUUUUUCAAGGACUAUCUCUCGUGAUAAGGAUAAUGUUCACGAUUGUAACACAGAGUGUUUUAACCAAGCUCUUGCUAUGGAUAGGCACCAGAAAGACUUUUUUAUGUUUAUUUAAAAACAAGACUGAAAAUAAUAUUGUAUGAAAGCCAACGUAUUGAGAAGUCUCUCAGAAACAAUCAAUUCCUUUGUUCAAUUUCUUUCACCUCAAUUUAUAUAGUAUCGUAGAUUGAUACAAUAUGAUAUAUGAUACAAUAUUAUGCAACAUGACACAAAUACAAUAAUGAUUGCUUUUACAAUAUUCAUAUAUAAUUUGCAGUAGAUUAUAUGAAGUUUAGUGUCAGAGAUUGUAUUAGUUUAUUUACUGGUUAUUUUUAUAUUACUUUAUUCAACACAUUCUGAAAGUAACGAAGAAAUUAUAUGUAUAUCUGGAAUUUUGGUUUCUUGAAUAUAUAUAUAUAUCUUUUUUUGUUGGAUAAGGAUAUUUUAAGGGAUCUAGUACAUUUCUUAACAUAAUAUGUUUUGCAUCUAGAAUGGUAUAAUGGUAUUAAGAGCGAUAAAUUAUCGGAGAUAGAAAUAUAGCAUCAAUUUAAAAAGUAAUGUAACUUGUAAACUUGUAUAUUGACCUAGAAACUAAAAAUCUACUCCGUAAUAUGGGCGACGAGAAAAAACGAAAAUAAAUAUUAUAUUUGCAA
Osmia bicornis bicornis is the source of this 3576-nucleotide messenger RNA. RefSeq names its product signal peptide peptidase-like 3 (gene SppL). The transcript has 7 exons. The record is from RefSeq and is a predicted model, not a curated record. Gene Ontology annotation, molecular function: aspartic endopeptidase activity, intramembrane cleaving. Gene Ontology annotation, cellular component: lumenal side of endoplasmic reticulum membrane; Golgi-associated vesicle membrane; cytoplasmic side of endoplasmic reticulum membrane. Lineage: Eukaryota; Metazoa; Arthropoda; Insecta; Hymenoptera; Megachilidae. Bases 649 to 1830 code for a protein of 393 amino acids. Gene Ontology annotation, biological process: membrane protein proteolysis.